AUGUCGUCCGAUUAUAGCAAUGGUGAGAAGCAAAGACACAAGAGCUCUCGUGAUUUGAUUUACAAGGACAACGAAUUAUUGCAGCAAUCGCCCAGCAACAACAGCGGUGUGGACGAAUUGAAUGAAAGCCGCCGGAGCAAAUACUCCAAAGCUGCUUCUACAACCUCGCGCAAAUCUCGUCGUAGUUUGAGCGACUCUCGUCGUCGACGUCGGUCAUCGUCUUCUCAUACGGAAGAAAAAAACAGACAAAGCCGCAGCAAUAAAAACAAGUCUUCGAGACAUUUGGGCAGCAGCAGCGGGAGCGCCAACGCCAACGCCAGCCAUCACAGUCCUAGACCUUCGUCGUCGUCCUCUUCGCGGCAUUUGCACACUAGUCCUGUUCCCAACACACCUUCUUCUUCUUCUAGAAGUUUGGGACCUAAAAAGGGUAAUAGCAGCAAUCGACACCAUGUCAGCAGGAGCAGGAGCGAUCGAGGUGGAAUGGGUGACGUAUUGGGCAGUCCUUCUUCCGUCACAAGUAGCAGGGCCACACAUUCUACCUUUCCCAUUAGUUCGGUGGACCUUAGCCACAGCCAUCGUUCCUCAAAUGGUGGUGCCGCUGCUGCUGCUGCUGAUGGUGGUGAAAACGUUGAGAGUACCAGCGUUUCGAAUUCAAGUCAUCUCGAUGCCGAUGUCAUGUACUCCCAAGGCGGCAAAACUAGUAGUAGAGACCGACGAUCCGGCAGCAAACGAAGACAGCACCACCAUCAUGAUACGAUGAUGGAUGCCCCCGAUGUUGCCCAUAAGAAUGAUAACAAUCAUAAUCGCAGUGGCCACCACAGUCCCAGACGAUCUGGAUCCUCUCGAUCCAGCAGCAAACGACACUUGAGCAAAGAAAGAAGCAAGAGACACAUGAUUACAGAUAUAGCAGCAUCAGGAGGAAGUGAUCAACAUACGACUGCUAGUUCGACCGCGGUCGACCUUUUGUACGAUGGUGAUGACUUUUACAAAAAGUCAUCCAAGAAAAGCCACAAACGAGCCUCUAAGCCAGGAGUGGAACAAGUCAAGGAUUCUUCAAAAUACAAGUCUGACAAAUCCGAUGGUAUCGAAAGUCUCAUGACUUCCUCUCACAGCAAGUCUUCCAAACGGACAAAUGGAACCAAAAGCAGCAAACAUGUUCUCUAUGGAGUCGAGGACGGCGAGGAUGGAUACUAUCAUUAUGAUCAAGAUGCCAAGACCAAGGCCUCCAAGUCAUCAUCAAGUCCCAAGAAACGCUCCAACAAGCCAGGAGUCGAACGAUGGUAUGACAAUGAUCAUGUAGAUCCACCAGCACAUUAUCACAAGAAUAUGCUCUACGGAGUGGAAGAAGAACAACGCAAAAAAGGUUCCAAGAAAAAGAAGGCCUAUCGUCCUGGUAUUGAACGCGUCACGGGAACUCGUGAUUUGCUCUACGGUGACGAAGAAGCCAAGAAACAUGCCAAUUAUUCGUCUUCGUCCAGAGCCGUCGCUGCAAACGAUGAUGGAUAUGCCUACGACUUUCCCAUUGCCACGGGAUCUCGAGGAGCCUAUAACAGUCAAGACGAUAGCAAUAGUCUCAUGGUGGACAGUCACCUUCCUGGCGACGAACCCAGCACCAGUGCGGUGUCAGUCAGCGAAGAGGCCAGUCAAACGACACGGCGUCAAAAGAGUGUCAGUGCAGGUUCUGUCAAACUGGUAGAAGAAAACAAACCGGGCAAGAAAAAGACGAGCACCUCCUGUGUCAUUUGUGGAAUCCUGUUUGCCUUGUUGGUGGUGGUAUUGGCUGUGGUGGGAGGUUUCGUAUGGUUGACGGGGGAUGACGAUGAUGCGCCCCAAGACAUUGCCUCCAUUGUCAAUGGAACCAUGGCGCCCACCAAUUUGGUAGUGCCGCUCCCACCCACCGAAUCUCCAAGUACCAAUUUUCCUUCCAGUUCUCCCACCGUAUCCACGAAAUACGAUCCACCAAGCGAAGAAGAUUGUCUUGAUAUUGCCAAUAAUAGAACAUUGCCUGGACAAGAGAAUUUGGAUCGAAAGGAUUUUAAUAUCAAGUUUGAUGUCACCCUUUCGCUGAAUGGGGACAUUACUGGGGAAGCUGUACGGGAACUACUCGAUGCCCUGGAACGUCUCUUUGUCCCCAGAAUGGUGGGAUGCAGUGAAGUGGACAUUGGUCGGAAUCGUGAUCGUCGCCGUUUGGGUUAUGAUGUACAACAAGAACAGAAGCAACAAAGAAUGUUACAAUCUCGUUAUGUCAUUGGAAAUGCAGAUGUGACCGUCAUUGAAAAUACUGAUUUCCAAGGCCAAGAAGUUGAAGAUGCUGAAUGCUCAGCACAAAAUACAGCAGAACCAGAAAGAUGCCACGUAGUAGAGGUGGAGAUGGCUGUCUACCUAAAGGGCGCUGCGACAGACUUUGAAAUCAUCUCGGUGAUUUCAAACUUGGGCGAAGGGAACUUGGUACCUCCAUUGGAAUUGUCAAAUACGUUUUCGGAAGUCCAUAUGAGUAGUGUUGACAGCACUGUCCCAACGGAAGCUCCAUCGCCUGCUCCAUCCGCGUUGGCAAGCUUGGCGCCAAGUACAUGGCCAUCUGCUUCGCCUUCUAGUUCGCCAACAGACUCGCCAGUGGUAGGACCAUCACCUCCACCAACUCCACCACCGACAGGCUUGCCAUCCAAUGCACCAAGUUCGAGUCCAACGGUCCAAGAUACUGCAGCACCAUCCGUUUUGCCUACCUCAUUGCCUUCCAUUUCACCGUCAGGGGCACCAACGUUGUCUCCAAUUGUUGGUCCAACGCCUCCACCAACCAAAGCACCGACAGCUGAACCCUCGAUAACACCAUCCUCUUUUCCAUCAAAGAUACCAACUCUCAGCCCAACAUCAGCACCAACAUAUACUCCAACAUUGGAACCAACGUCAGCACCAACAUAUACUCCAACAUCAGAACCAACAUCAGCACCAACAUAUACUCCAACGUCGACACCAACAAAGUCGCCCUCAUUGUCUCCGACAACCUCGCCGACAACCUCGCCGACAGCCUCACCCACCUUGGCCCCUACGCCGCCAUGUUUCUGUACAUCAGCCGACGCCUGCGACAACACUGCUGACAAUUUCCAAAUCGGUUGUGGAUCCUGUGCGCAAACAGGUGCCUGCACAAGUCUCGCUCAGUCUUCUGCGGGCUCUCCCCCUUUUACUGUUGGACAGGAUUCGUGCGUCGGUGUGGAGGCCUGCAAGGGAGCUGUGAUCCAUACCAUUGAAAACAAUUCUUGUACUGGAACAGGAUCGUGCCGCCGACAAAUCAACGUGGGUUCCAACAGUUGUACGGGCGAGCAGUCUUGUGAUAAACAAUCUGCUCCCAAUACGUUGUGGGAUGGAACUGCAGCCAAUCUGCUGACUGUUGGAUCAGACUCCUGCCAGGGAAUCAAGGCAUGCUUUUCCUUUGAAGGAACUGUUGGGAAGCGAAGUUGCACUGGUGCAAACUCCUGCCAAGAACGAGCGUUGCUGACAAUUGGUGAUAACUCAUGUCAAGGAACAGAAUCCUGUGCGUUGGAUCCAUAUGUUGCUCCUCCGUGUUUUACUCCUCCCUUUUGUGGUUUCCCCUCACCACCAAAACGAAUGAUUGUUGCCGACAACAGUUGCCAAUGUGAUUUCUGCUGUAGGUGCAUGCAGAAUGUAAAGACUUCAGGUUCUUGUAACUCUUUGGGUGAAUGUUGCGAUUCCACCAAUCCAAAAGUAUACGAUGCAGCCUUUGUACCCGUCGCUGGUACAAUGGAUUAG
Cylindrotheca closterium is the source of this 3765-nucleotide messenger RNA. The record is from the annotation of a GenBank genome assembly. Lineage: Eukaryota; Bacillariophyta; Bacillariophyceae; Bacillariales; Bacillariaceae.